Molecule: messenger RNA, 1983 nt
Organism: Pipra filicauda (Wire-tailed manakin)
Lineage: Eukaryota; Metazoa; Chordata; Aves; Passeriformes; Pipridae
Gene: WDR76
Product: WD repeat domain 76
Exons: 13
Coding region: 1-1839 (612 amino acids)
Biological process (GO): regulation of DNA damage checkpoint
Cellular component (GO): nucleus
Molecular function (GO): protein binding; DNA binding
Source: RefSeq, a predicted model, not a curated record
AUGGCGCUGCCCCAGCCCGCGCCGCGGGAGCCCGAGGAGCGGGCACCGGACACCCGCCAGCGCCUGCAGGUCCGGGCGGCGGGGGCUGCGAGGGGAGAGCCCGGCGGUGUGAGGAGAGGGGCCGGGAGCCACCGGGGCUGCGAGGGAAAGGGACCCGAGGGGACCGGGAACCGCAGGAGGGGCCGGGGUGAGUCCCCCCCGGCGGGCCCGGCCGAGCCCCCGCCGAGCGCGGCCCCGGUGCUGCAGCUGCGGGUGCUGCUGACGCCGCUGCCCCCCGCGUGUCUGCCGAGCGCCCCGGCCGCCAAGAGGCUGCGCCUGGAGCCCGCGGGACCCCCGGCCCCGCCCGGGGCCCCGCCCGGGCCCAGCCCGGCGGCCCGCGGCCACGACGGGCUGUGGGAUGCGGACAGCGACGGCAGCGACGGCGGAGACGCGGCCCCGGAUGGACACUCUCACCUAUCAGCUUAUGAAAGGAAAAGACUAAAGAACAUUACAGAAAAUGCUAAAUUCUUUGCUGCUCUAAAGCUGCACGAGUCAGCUGCAAGACUUAACCAAAUUGCAACCAAAAGACAACCACAUGGCACCAAAAGACCCAAGCCUAAAAAGGUGGAGGAUGACACAGCCCGGCGACGGUCCAUGCGCCUGCUGAGGGUGGAGCCGUCGGCAGUUCCUGCAUCAGAGACACCUGCCCAGCCAGGAGCAGAGGAAUAUCCUCAGGUUCCAGAGGGACCUGUGCCCAUGAUUCCAGAGGAGCAGGCAGAGGACAGUAAACGGACAGAGGCUUUACUGAACACAUGGCUGAGGAUAAGUGAGCUGAAAGCGGGUGAUGCCGACAGACGCACACCUGACAUAGAGAGGUACCAGGAGAGCCUGAGCAGCAUGGUGCUGAGCGAGGAGAACGUCAAGAAGGUGGUGAAAUCCCGAGUGUGUUCCAUGGCCAUCCACCCUUCCGAAAGCACCAUCCUCGUGGCAGCUGGAGACAAGUGGGGGCACCUUGGCCUCUGGAAUGUGAGCUGCGGGUCUGAGGAAGGAGCCCACAUCUUCACCCCCCACAAUCUCCAGAUCAGCUGCAUGCACUUCUCUCCCUGCAACCCUGCUCACUUGCUGUCCCUCAGCACCGACAGUCUGCGCUGUGGCGAUGUCACCAGGGCUGUCUUUGACGAGAUCUGCAGGAGUGAGGAAAAAUUCUCUUCCUUCGACUUCCUGGAAGACAGUGCCUCCACUGCCAUAGUGGGACACUGGGAUGGGGCCGUGGCCGUGGUGGACAGACGGACUCCGGGGACGUCGGCGGAGCUCUCUGCAGACAUUGGCUUCAAGAAGACACGGACAGUCCACGUGCACCCCGUGAACAAACAGUAUUUCCUGGCUGCUGGCUUAGUGGACGUCUGUGUUUUCGACGUGCGGUACCUGAAGCCCAAGGGGAACCAGCCCGUGAGCUCCCUCACAGGGCACACCAAAAGUGUGGCCUCGGCCUAUUUCUCACCUGUCACUGGGAGCAGGGUGGUGACGGUGUGUGCUGAUGACAAGCUGAGGGUCUAUGACACCACGUCCUUGUCAUCGACCAUCACAGCCCUGAGCUCCAUCAGACACAACUGUAACACGGGGCGCUGGCUGACCCGCUUCAGGGCCAUCUGGGACCCCAAGCAGGAGCACUGCUUCCUGGUGGGCACCAUGGCACAGCCCAGGCGGAUCAGUGUCUUCCAGGACACCGGGAAGUUGCUGCACUCCUUCUGCAACACAGACUGGCUCACCUCCGUGUGCUCCAUCAACGUCGUGCACCCCAGUCAGAACGUCCUGGUGGGGGGGAACUCCAGCGGCCGCCUCCACGUAUUCAAAGAAUAGAAGUGGUGCCUCAGACGCACAGUUUUUCCCUUUUUGCAUAAACUUGGUCUAUUCAAGCAGUUCCAAAGCUGACUGUUAUUUCUCAGGACAGAAUUGUGUUUUAAAAGCCUUAAAUAAAUAAAUAAAUAAAUCCUUUAAACUACC